Phaedon cochleariae (mustard beetle) is the source of this 2549-nucleotide messenger RNA. The record is from the annotation of a GenBank genome assembly. Lineage: Eukaryota; Metazoa; Arthropoda; Insecta; Coleoptera; Chrysomelidae.
CCUCUGUAUUAUUGUGUACGAUUGUCUACUAUCACCUGUGCACGCCUCUGUUUCUCAAAGAUAAGGUGAGCGCCGAAAUGCUAGCGUAAGGUGUCCGACUUCAGUCAGUGGUUCCAGCACCGUUUCGAGGUACCGUUAACUCGUCAUCGUACUUGGGUUCUUGCGUUCCGAUAGGUACCAAUCUUGAACUUGGUUGUCGUAGUUGUACCUUUGGCGCGGUAUUAUAGUUAUGUGAGUGAGGAUUUUUUGGACAAUUAUUGAAGUAACGGGCUUGUGGAAUAAAGUGUAUAGCCUAUUUUCGAAAGUGAAGAAAACAGAAUGGCCAGCAACUACCUACUACUUCUAGUCAUUAUAUGCUGUAUCAGCAAGUCAUUCCAAAACACCAAGGACAACACGAUAGACGAUUCUAGUCCGUAUGAAGAGGUCGCUAGCGACAUCAGGAAGGAACAGAACGGUCAAAAUUUCGGGGCUCUCUUCACUAAUUUCAUGGAGACCGAAGGAGCGAAUAUUAUGGGGGAUGCCCUCUCUAAUUUCGGAAAGGAAAAUGCUGGACAGCUGCUGCAGGGACUGGGGUCCUUGCUGGCAGCUAAUGCUAAACAAGAAAAGGAAACACAAAAGAAUUUCCCCGCGAGAUUAACCCGUCGAGUUGAGGCUUCGCACCCCUUCGUGGUCACCUUAGAGACCUGCAGAACAUCUCUUUCCAAAGACUUGUUCAUCCAACGAACAGCGAGGCUCUGGAACACAUUGCCAAGGGAGGUGUUCCCCGAGGCAGAUAACCUCCAGAAAUUCAAGAAGAACAAAAAUUCCUACCCCGAUGCUCCCAACGUCCUCGAAGGCAUCGGAGCCCUCAUGGGGGCUCUCGGGGGAGCGAAUCAAGGAGGAGCAGGCGGCAACGACGCGGGAGCCUUGCUUCAAGGUCUAGGAUCACUUCUAGGCAACAAAGAAGGUCAAGGCGGCCUAGACCCUGCGGUCAUAGGCAACAUGCUCAAUAUGUUCGUCCAGAGCCAAGGUGACUCCAAAACUGGGACCAAGUCCAAAGACUCAAAAACGAAGAAUCCGAAAAAGGCCGAGAAGUCCAGAUCCGACCAACCAGAUUUUGACAUUGGGGAUUUGCUGUCACUUGCAAGCAAUUUCAUCGGUCAACCUCAAACAGGUAAAAAAGGCUUGAGAAUUGAAAGAGUAUCAUUAUCAUUGCAUAAAAUUAUAUUGGGAGAAGGAGUGUGGGCUGAAAGUUCAACGAUUUGUUUCGGACGUUAUAGAUUGGGGAAUAUCGUAGAAGAAUAUUCUUCUACAUUGGCCUCAUUGAACGUUACAGGUAAAGAUAAAAAUGGUGGUCAAGAAGGAAACUUCAUGAGCUACCUCCCGAUGAUCAUGCAGCUCAUCAACUCCUUCACAGGCCCAGAGGCGGAGAGCAGGGCCAAGUCUCACGAGAGUCAUUCUUGGCUACUGCCUCCAUUUUUGGAGAAACUCCACGUGGUAUUCGAUCACUUCAUCAAUUCCGACAUUGGCAAGCAAAUUAUAGCUGCGCUUGGAGCGGAAAAAACAUUCAAGGUCUUCCUCGAUGAACAAGGGAAGUUUAGUUAUCAAAAAUUUGGGGAAAUGAUGGAGAAUCACUCCUUCAGAAGACAUUGGAUCAGAUUGUUGACGGAUAGAAUAGCAGGAUUCUUGGUCUACGUUUCGCAUCCCACCGUUUACAAAUCGUAUUUGGCAACUGGCCAAAUAUUUUUGAACGGCUAUUUGAAGAGUCAAGGUUUCCCUAAAGCUGCCUUAUUUGACCCUGCUAAGCCCGUGGAAACCAUUUCAGCUCUAGUCAAUCAUAUCGCCAAAACGUACUUCGAUGUCAGAAUCAAAUCCAAAGAGUAUGUCAAGCCAGCUGUAAUAUAUGUUAAGGACCUACUGAAACUUCUGGAGAAGAACGGUCCAAUACAGAGUUCCGGCAGUCACAAUGAAUUCACUGAUAAACUAACUGAUACGAUCAAUUUGGAAAUCAUCGAGCCAUUGGCAAGGGUAAACAGAGCAUACAGGUUUGCCAAAUCUGUGCCGAAAUGUGAUAGGUAUGUGCUAUGUUUGGUGAAUGAAGACAACCAAAACGAAGUAAAGAGUUUACCAGGUUUGAAAAAUCUCUUGUACAAGGGAUCCAGCUUGUUGGCGGCCUGGUUCCUGAGCGAAGAAACGAAAACGGCAUUUUGGACAUAUUAUACUGAUAUCAUGGACGAGACAAAUUGUAAGGCAUUAUAUAAUGAGAAGUGCAAUGAUUUCCACGUGGAAGAAUUGAGAGUGACGACUGAAUAUGUUCAUAAUGAACUAUAAAAUAAUAUAUUCUAUCAAUAGUUGAUGGUUGAAUAUGCUGAUAAUACUUAUGUUUUGGCUUAAAACUCAUUAUCUCAUGUAAGAACCCAUACUUCAAAUGAUUAUCUAUGAGUGCAUUAUCGACUUCGUAACGAGUCGGUCUGAUAAGUAAGUAUUAUCCAUAUUUUUCCAGCAAUAAUUGGCAUUAGGUUAUUUAUUUUGUAAAAAUAGUUAUAAAAUAAAAUGUAAUGGUUUAUUUU